AUGAAAGUACAUGAUUUCAUCCUAGAAGGAAAUUGGUGUGUUCCUACUGAAUUACAACAGAUCAUUCCAGUGAAUUCUUUGCCAGUAAUAAGGCAUGGAACUGAUCACAUGGCGUGGACUGCUAGUAAUGAUGGAAAUUUCUACACUGAUAUUGCAGUUGAGAAGAUAAGUCAUAAAGAAUCAAUACUUCCAUGGCCUAAGUAUGUACGACAAAAUUUUCUGCAUCCUAGCAUAGCCAGUAACAUCUGGAAAAUACAGCAAGAAGUAUAUGUUGAUGAUGAGGUAAUGAGGAAGAAUGGAUUUGAAAUGGUUUCCAUGUGUUGCAUAUGUUUGGCAGCUCAAGACACCAUGAAUCACACUCUGUGGGAAUGUGCUUUCAGUAAUGCAGUUUGGGACUGGUUGAACAGGGUCUUUUGUUUUGCAAAUCCAAAAUCAUUUGAUGAAGUUUGUACAACAGCAAAGAAUAAGAGUCCUCUUGUCAGGAAAGUUUGGAUGAUUGCAGCUUGUGCAACCAUGAGAGAAUUGUGGUUUCAGAAAAAUGCAAAAAUUUUUGUUGAGAAGAAACCCAAUCUGAAUGGAUUUAAAUGCAGAAUUAUGCAGCUGGUUCAUGAAGGUGGUUAUAGAUUGAAUGGAGUUAGUUGGCAGCAACCUUAUGAAUCUCAGGUGAGAAAUUUUUUCAAAGUUUAA
Messenger RNA from Papaver somniferum (opium poppy), 687 nucleotides. RefSeq lists its product as uncharacterized. Bases 1 to 687 code for a protein of 228 amino acids. NCBI's taxonomy places the organism in Eukaryota, Viridiplantae, Streptophyta, Magnoliopsida, Ranunculales, Papaveraceae. The transcript has a single exon. The record is from RefSeq and is a predicted model, not a curated record.